CACUCUGGUUUCAGCCUCUGCUCCCGCACCUCCUCCCCGGGAGGGAAGAAUGGUGUAGGUCUGCGUGUGCGCAUGGUGCCUGCAGGGAGAGGAGCGGGGGCAGAGGGGGAUUGUGUUCGAGCCAGAAUAUCAGCACAGCCGAGUUGGGAUUGCAGCCGAUCACCGUCGCCAUUUGCCUGUAACGAUCCUGCAGCGUUCGGCGCUGGGCGGAUGCUUGCCUGCCCGGGGGACUGAGCCACGCCGUGCCCAGAACCAAGCGACCAUGACUGAGAAGACCCAAGAACCUCACGUGGAGGAAGAUGAUGAUGAGCUGGAUGGGAAACUCAACUACAAGCCUCCUCCCCAGAAAACACUGCAGGAGCUGCAAGAGUUGGACAAGGACGAUGAAAGCCUCGCUAAGUACAAGAAGUCCCUGCUGGGAGAUGGACCUGUGGUAGUAGACCCAACAGCUCCCAAUGUGGUGGUCACCCGACUCACCCUGGUAUGUGACUCUGCUCCAGGACCGAUCACUAUGGACCUUACAGGUGACCUUGAAGCUCUCAAGAAAGAGACCUUUGUAUUAAAGGAAGGAGUGGAAUACAGAGUUAAGAUCCACUUCAGAGUAAACAGGGACAUUGUGUCGGGACUGAAAUACGUGCAGCACACCUACCGGACAGGGGUGAAGGUGGACAAAGCCACAUUCAUGGUUGGCAGCUACGGGCCACGGCCAGAGGAGUACGAGUUCCUGACGCCUAUUGAGGAGGCUCCCAAGGGUAUGCUGGCUCGAGGCACCUAUCACAACAAGUCCUUCUUCACGGAUGAUGACAAGCAUGACCAUCUCACCUGGGAGUGGAACCUGUCCAUCAAGAAGGAAUGGACAGAAUGAGUUCACCCAGUUUGCCAUCCCCCUUCCCAUCCCCUUGCCUCCUGCACCAGUCUCCAGGUGGGCCAUGCCCACCACGCUGCUCCUUCCUGCCACCACGGCCGGCCACAGCCCUGGCAGCCCUUCCCGUGGGAGCCGGGGCUCUGUGCCAUCCGCGGUCGAUGCACAGGCCUGCAGGCGGCCUUUGCUGCUUCUUCUGAUACACUGAAAAUAACCCGCCCGUUCUCACCACUGCCCCGUCAUGACACAUAAUGGGUUAAAUUGGGAAGCAUCUCCCUCUCUCUCUCCCAGUACUUCCUCCUGCUGCCUCCAUCUCUCCUGUACCAACUCUGGUCCCGGAAGUGCCUUUUCUAGGAAACAAGAUCACCUGGCAGGGCGGACUGGUCCCUGGAAAAUCCCUAUCCGAGUUACACUUGCCAUGUGCUCUGACUCAUUGUAAAUGGUUACUUACCUCCCGUGAUGGUCUCCUGGUCUGUAUCUGGUGCCCUACCCCGUUAAAAUCCAUCCUUGUGCAAGCAAAACCAGUCAGGGGGAAUGCAGCUAGAUGCUGUAACAAGACUUCAGUGUCCCAAGAAUAAAACCAGUUUCUUCUUUUCUG
Chroicocephalus ridibundus (black-headed gull) is the source of this 1460-nucleotide messenger RNA. RefSeq names its product Rho GDP dissociation inhibitor beta (gene ARHGDIB). Gene Ontology annotation, cellular component: cytoplasm; cytosol; membrane. Gene Ontology annotation, biological process: Rho protein signal transduction. Gene Ontology annotation, molecular function: Rho GDP-dissociation inhibitor activity; protein binding. The record is from RefSeq and is a predicted model, not a curated record. Lineage: Eukaryota; Metazoa; Chordata; Aves; Charadriiformes; Laridae. The transcript has 6 exons. Bases 263 to 865 code for a protein of 200 amino acids.